Branchiostoma floridae (Florida lancelet) is the source of this 796-nucleotide messenger RNA. RefSeq lists its product as uncharacterized. NCBI's taxonomy places the organism in Eukaryota, Metazoa, Chordata, Leptocardii, Amphioxiformes, Branchiostomatidae. The coding region runs from base 101 to 796 and encodes 231 amino acids. Gene Ontology annotation, molecular function: protein binding. The transcript has 4 exons. The record is from RefSeq and is a predicted model, not a curated record.
CGUAGGAAUGUACAUGGGUGCUGGUACUAUGUUCCGUUCAAAAACAAGCGUAUAGUUUAGUUUCGUUAUAGGAUCGGACCACGAAUAGAACCCACCUAUCAUGACAUCCAAAGACUCCGACGACGGGAAUUUCAUGCGGAAUUUCGCCCGUAGGUUCAGCGCUGCCGUUCCCAGUUCUGAAGACCAAGGUCACGCGGAGGCGGAAAUGCGCGAAGACCCGUCCCUGACCCCCACCAGACUCCAGAUGCGGCGUGUGAGUGAGCCUGUCCUGCUAGGAGGCCGGCGGGGUGACGGGGCUCGGGUAGGGCAGGAUCAGGGGCGCGCAGACGUUGGAGACUCACACCGCCGGGAGACGGGAGAGUCGCUGAAGCGUGGCUCGGCCUACAUCUACGAGAACAGGCCCGGCGCGUUUGCCAGACAGACCAGCCGUGACUCCGUGUUAAAGGUGGAGAUUGACCCUUUUGACCUGGUUGAUGGAUCGAGCACCAUCCACGAGGCCGCCACCAGGAACGACGUGCCUUCUCUCGUUAAACUUCUUGAGGGUGGACACGACAUCAACGAUAAGGACUGGGCCGGCCGGAGUGCGGUGUUCCUGGCGGUGAGGAGCCACAGCUACGGCGCGCUGGAGCUGCUACUGCGGCACGGCGCUGACACGGCCGGCGUGGUCGCACACUCGGACGACGCGGCCCUGCACUACGCCGUGAAGGGGGGAGAUGUCAGAAUCGUCAACGUGAGUUCAGCAAAUACAGUGCUGAUAGUAACAAUAGCACCUGAGCUCAAACUUUCUUACACAUGA